Messenger RNA from Sorex araneus (European shrew), 4039 nucleotides. It is a transcript of the gene ZNF517, whose product is annotated as zinc finger protein 517. Lineage: Eukaryota; Metazoa; Chordata; Mammalia; Eulipotyphla; Soricidae. The record is from RefSeq and is a predicted model, not a curated record.
GUAUGACAAUAAUAGUUGAGAAUGAUUAGACUAGAACUGUGUGUCAAAAGUAGGAAUAAGGGGAUAUUCCUGAUAACAUUUCAGUAUCUGUAUUGCAAACCACAGUGCCCAAAAGGAGAGAGAGAAGUGUCUGCCAUAGAGGCAGGCUGGAGGGUGUGGGGGGAGUGAUGACAGAGAAACUGGGGACACUGGUGCUCGGAAAUGUACACUGGUGGAGAGAUGGGUAUUGGAACACUAUGACUGAAAUCUAAUCAUAAACAGCUUUCUAAGGGUCUAUCACAGUAAUUCAAUUUAAAAAAUUUAAAUAAUAAUAAAACUCCCCACGGGGGCAGGGGGAAAAUCAAUAGUUUUCUAGCAAAAAAAAAAAAAAAAGGUUUUCCAGGCCAGAACAUUGGUCUAGUGUGCAGGAUACUUCUUGCCUUACAUGUAACCCACCUGGGUUCUAUUCCCAGAACCUCAUAUGGUCCCCUGAGUUCAGAGCCAGGAAUAAGCUCUGAGUAUUACCAAGUGUGGCAAGUGUGGCCCCAAAACAAAAGCUUUUUCCAUCCUUGGAACAUUUAAUAGUAAAUCUGGAGAGAUCAGAAAAAACAAAAAAAAAGAAGAACCAAAAGUUCUGUGAUCCAGAAAGUAGGGUUAGUGGGCUGCCAGGUUUAUUUCCCUACUUGCUCUGAUGUGGCAAGAGGCUUUGUUUUAUUUGGACGCCACACCUUACAGUGCCCAAUGGCAGUAAUCUGGGACCAGGGAAUACAAGGGCUCAGAUAAGGCCUCCAAUGUGCAAAGUAUAUGCUCCAGCUCUUUGAACCAUCCCUCUGGUGCCAGAAUGUUUUCUUUAUCUUUUUUUUUUUUAAGCUUUUUUUGGGCCACACCUCCAUGGUGCUCAGGCCACUCCUAGCUCUGUGCUUGGGGGUCACUACCAGUGUUGCUUGGGGAACCAGAUGCUGCCUGCUGGGGAUUGAACAUGGGUCAGCCCUGUGCAAGGCAAGUGCCUUUACCCUGUAUUCUUUCUCCAGCUCAGACUGUUUUCUGAUGUUCUGCAGAGUCAGUCACCCGCACAUUGGAUGCUCUCACCUUUUCCCUGGUCCUGCUGAGUAUAGACCCCACCCUCAGUCCCUGGGGUACAGCAGCAAUAACCAGACUUGGUCCUGUCUAUGUGACACAUGGAUAAGCAAGUAAAUUGAUAUGUCUUCAUAUCUGGCAACAUAGGUGCUGGAGAAAAAGACAGCAUGGAACAGGGCCGGGGAUUCUGUGAUGGUGGCAUUUUCUACAGGGUCAUCACACAAGGCUGCCUGGGUGGACAGGAGGGAGGGAAGGAAGAGUGGAGCCAUGUGCAUUGGAGUGAGGGAGGUGCUGUUGCCACCUUUCCUGACUCCUGUUUUGGGCUGUCCUGAACAUUGGAAACAGCUGUGUGGAUGGGGGCUUAGGCCUGGAAUCUGUACACUAGGCACAGACUGUCCCUAGCCCCUGCCCCUCUCCUAACAGGACCCUGGAAUGGAAGUGCCAUACCCAGUGCUCAGACCCCAGGGAACUGUGGCUUUUGAGGACGUAGCUGUGUACUUCACAAGGCUAGAGUGGAGUUGUCUGUUUCCUGAGCAGCGGACACCAUACAGAGAUGUGAUGCUGGAGAACUACAGGCACUUGGCUUCUCUGGGCUUUCUUGCCAGCAAGCCAGCAUUGGUCUCCCUUCUGGAGCAAGGCAGGGAGCCAGGAGCCUUGAUUCUGCAGUAGGCCGAGGAGCGUGGGACCAAAACCAGCCAAUGUCCAGAUUCCAGGAUGGAAGCCAGGAUCAAUGUUUCUUCUGCGAGGAGAGGGUCUGCUAAGUUGGCAGGCUUAUUAGGCAUGGUUUGGGGGUGCCUCCCCAGAAGGACCCCAGGUUACCUGAAGUGACUGGCAGUCCUGAGAGCUGGUCAUAUAAGCGGCUCCUCAAGCCCCAGGCCUGUGGCAUCGAGCCCAGCACAUUCCCAGGGCUCUGGGAGGGCUGCAGGGCCUGGAGCCAUCCUCCACCAAUGCUGUGGGUGAGCCAAUGUACAGGUGCACUUGUGGCAAGGGGUUCAAAUACAGGUCACUGCUGCUUAGGCAUCAGGUCGUGCACACAGGGGCCAAGCCCUACCAGUGCACCCUAACUGAGUGCAGUAGGGCCUUCAAGAAAAGCUCCAUCCUGCUGCAACACCAGCUGAUCCAUACCGAAGAGAAGCCCUACCAGUGUGGUGAGUGUGGCAAGGCCUUCCGGCAGAGCACGCAGCUGACUGCACACCACAGAGUCCACGCUCAGGAGAAGUGUGGGAAGGCCUUCAGCCACAGCUAGCAGCACCGGAAGUUCCACACAGGGGAGAAGCCCUUUGAGUGCAGUGAGUGCGGGAAGGCCUUCUGCCGCAGGUUCACCCUCACCGAGCACCACCGCAUCCACAGUGGGGAGAGGCCCUACACCUGCCUGCAGUGUGGACAGCGCUUCAUCCAAGGGUCCUCGCUCCUCAAACACUACAGGCUGCACCCCAAGGAGAGGCCUCAUGAGGAUGGUAGGUAUUCAAACCCUCUGCUGCUUGUGGCACAGAAAACUCAGGCAGGGAACAAGUGCUACCAGUGCCCUCUGUGCCACAAGGCCUUCAGACACCAUUCCCUAUUGCUCCUGCAUCAGAGGCUGCACACAGGGGAGAAACCAUUUGAGUGCAGGGAAUGUGGCAGAGCCUUUAGCCGGAAGUCAAACCUUACUCUGCACCUGAAGACACACAGCAAAGAGAAGCUCUUCUCAUGCACAGAAUGUGGCAAGGCUUUCCGCAGGAGCUACACGUUGAAUGAGCACUACCGGCUCCACAGCAGUGAGAGGCCAUACAGGUGCCACACCUGUGGGAGAGCCUGCAACCGGCUGCCGGCCCUUAUCCAGCAUCAGAAAGUACACAGCCAGGAGUGCUCCCCUUUAGACUCCCUUCUGAGGUGACCCCGGCAGAGACUCCAUCCUGGAAGGUCCCUAUCUCCACCUUGAGCUCUGCUGCAGACGGCCAUUGUGGACUGAGGAGGGAGGGUCAGGGCUGUGGUGCAGUGCGGUGGCCCAGGGAAGGACAGUGCAGAAGACUGAGCCAGAACAAGUCCCACCUGGCCUUUGAGUCCCAGGUGGACACAGGCAGGGACCAUAUCUGAUAAUGCUCCCAGCUUACUCCUGGCUCUGUGCUCAGGGAUCACUCCUGACAGAUCUCAAGGCAUCACAUGGGAUGGGGUGCCAGGAAUUAAACUUAAGUCAGCCGUGUGCAUAGUGGGCACCCUACCUGCUGUGAUAUUGCUCUGGCGGGAGCUUCAUUUCUAACCAGCUGAGUCUGACUGAUGGACACACAGCUCCACCCAAACAAAUGGGAUUGUGGGUGGGUUUUGUUUUUUUUGCACACUCCUCUGCUUUCUAAAGAAUAACUUGUGAUCAGAAAAGGAAUUUCUCUGUGUGCUUGUUUCUUGGGGGUUUGGGGGAUAUGGGCACACCCAGUGAUGGCGGUGCUCAGGAGUGACGUUGGUGGUGCUUGAGAGUUAUAUGUGGUGCCAGAGUUGGGGACACAAGGCAAGCAAGUGCUUUAACCACUGUCUCUCCAUCUUAGGAUAUGUUACUUCAUGUUUGUGUUUUUGCUGGUGUCUGGAUCAGAUGGACCGAGGGAUCUUGUUCACAGGAGCUCCUACUACUUAGUGAUAAGAGGGACCGUGGACUGAACACUGGAGGCUGGCACGGGGACAUUUGAAUGUUGGGUGAACCAGGGCUCAGGACUCAGUCAGAGUCUGCACACCCCAGCCACUCAUCAGGAGUCCAAUCAGCCUGGAUAUUGGGUAUGACUUGCCUUCAUCAGGCCUUCAUGUGCCAGGGCUGUGGUGCAGUUCGGUGGCCUGCACUGCUUAUAGGGGAGAAGUCCCCAAAGUCUUCUGGUGAGGAGUGGUAUGAACUUCUCCCAUCUCCUCACCAUCAGCUCCAGGAGCCCUGAGUUCAAACAGGAAUCUUGGUAUCUUAUGAAAGAGAAACAGAUUGCUUUACAAAUCCUAAUUAAAUAUCAUUCUAAAAACUUUAUUUGCA